GAGUACGUCUAAUCCUCCCUCUUCGCUCGGGGCGGGCCGUUGUCGUACAGGUGACCGACGUCGGCCGGCGCACGAGCAGGAGACGGUCCUGAGCGCGAAGGCCCUGCAGCACGCGGGCGGCCAGCGGGGCGCCACGUCCACAAACACUUCGGGGCUCAAGGCGCGCGCGCGGCCCGGGCGCGGGCGGCAGGGAAUGCAGGGGGGAAUGCAGCUCCGCGGGCGUGCGCGCGUCCUCGUGACACGGCGGCCGCAGUGUCAGCCGGCCGCGGGCACGCCUCUACGAUAAGGCCACCUGCUCGACCGUGACCAGCGGCCCCGACCAGGUACGCGGGGCUGGUCUUCCCUCUGGCGGGGACCGCCCGGCAACGAGCUGCCGCGUCGCGUUCGAUGUGGUGGACCCGAGGCCCUUCUCCCCCCUGUAGGCCCGCGGUGGUAUGACCUCGGCGACGACGCGCUCCACGGCGGAGGAGCUGUGGACGUGCCUGGCCGGCGAGGACGCCGACGAGGCCGUGUUCUCCGUCCUCAACCUGGACCAUGACCGCUUCCUCACGGACCUCGCGCUCCACCCGGGCGUCGUCGUCGCGGGGGAGGCCGGGGCCGGGGGUGACGGCGACGCCGCCCGGGAGCGGGUAGGGUCGGCGCCGGGGCCCGGAGCCGCCCGGGGCCGCGCCGAGCACCGGAAGGCCCGCGCGCGGCUGCGCGCGGCGGACGACGUCAAGAUGGGCGGCUGCUGCCAGCUGCUGCGCGCCAACAUCCAGGGCCUGCGGCGGUACAGGGGUGCGGGCUGCGAGGGCCGCGCGGGCCUCCCCGCCGAGCAGUGGGCGGCGCGCGUGCUGCAGUCCGCCUGGCGUGCGCACGUGUUCCGCCACGUGUUCCUGCACCUGCGCGUCGUGGUCGCGCACCUGUCCGCGUCGAGCGCCAGGGCCGCGCUGCAGAGCGUCAACCCCCGGGAGGCGCUGCUCGCGGACGCGGCCAGCGACAUCGUGGUCCGGUUCAGGCUGGCCGCGGACACCAACACGCCCCUGCCCGUCGUGGUGUACAAGGUGUUCACCCGGCGGCCCGUCGUGGACGUCUGCCGGGGCUGCUGCGGCCGCCUCGUGCUGUGCAGCUCCGCGGCCCGCGCGGCCGCAGGCGAGGCCCUCGGCGUCGUGAGGGUCGCCACGGCCCCCGCCGGCGGCGCGCCCCGGCCCUGCUGCCGGCCGCGCUCCGUGUGCUGCCUGCUGUUCUCCAGCUACAAGCGCGUCGAGAACAACCCCUGGCGGCCGUGCCGCGUCGGCCUGUUCGACCCCGAGCGCUGCCCGGCCCGCGGCACCGGCCUGGCCAGGAUCCGGGGCAGGUCCAGGGCGCAGGUCCAGCGCGGCGGCGUCGUCCGGACUUCCCCGCCGGCCAGGUCGAGGCCCGCCGCCGCGGCGACCAAGAGGAAGCUCUCCCCGCAGGAGAAGGAGCGCAUGAGCAAGCUCAGCCUGCUGCGGCGGCUGUACGGCUACGAGCGUGCGGAAGAGACACCGUGUCCGCCCCCACCGCCAUCGCUCAGCUCCAGGGCACCCCCCGUCACCCCGGAGGACGACGCCAUCCUCCCGCCGUCAGCCCGCGACGGGCGCCCCCGUCACCACCUCAUCCGCGAGGUCACCGACGACCCCGUGGAAGCACCGAUGCCUCGCGGGCGCUGCCUAGCCCCCUCCUCCAGUGACUCGUACUACGACAGUCUGUUGGCGGCGUGGGGCAUGUGAACACACACUCGCUUUGCCCCUACCCGCCAGACCAAAUGCCAGCUGGACACCCCUUCAAAAACGCCCCCACACCCCGUCCCCCGCACCCCCGUGUCAACCCAAGAAAUAAUAAAAUUACUGACCUAUUUUA
Molecule: messenger RNA, 1860 nt
Organism: Frankliniella occidentalis (western flower thrips)
Lineage: Eukaryota; Metazoa; Arthropoda; Insecta; Thysanoptera; Thripidae
Exons: 3
Coding region: 435-1730 (431 amino acids)
Source: RefSeq, a predicted model, not a curated record